AUGAGCAGAACCACAUUUUUUGAGGUGGAGAUUCUGGACUCUAAGACCAAAACGCAGCUCUGUUUUCUGGACAAAGUUGAACCUCACUCAACAAUCAAUGAUAUAAAAAGCCUCUUUCACAAGUCAUAUCCUAAGUGGUAUCCUGCCAGACAAGCCUUAAAGUUGGACCCCAAGGGAAAAGCACUUCGAGAUGAUGAAAUAUUACAGGAUCUACCAGUUGGGACCACAGCCACAAUGUACUUCAGAGACCUGGGUCCACAGUUAGGAUGGACAGCAGUGUUUCUGGCAGAGUACAUUGGCCCUCUCUUGAUUUACCUCCUCUUCUAUUUUCGCCUUCCCUACAUCUACACACAUAAGUAUGAUUUCACCACCAGCCCUUAUCCAGUUGUCAGCUUAGCCUGUGCAUGUCACUCUUUCCACUACGUCAAGCGACUGGUCGAAACAAUCUUUGUGCAUCGUUUCUCCCAUGGCACCAUGCCUGUGAGGGUUAUAGUGAGGAACUGUGUGUAUUACUGGGGCUUUGCAGCAUGGCUGGCAUAUUAUAUUAAUCACCCUCUAUAUACACCACCAUCUUAUGGAGAGAAACAGAUCAACCUUGCACUGGUGAUUUUUGUGCUCUGUGAGGCUGGUAAUUUCUCCAUUCAUUUAUGCUUGAACAACCUGAAGGCUGAAGGAACAAAAUGUCGGAAGUUUCCACACCCAACCAAGAACCCCUUUACAUGGCUUUUCUUUUUCGUUUCCUGUCCUAACUACACUUAUGAGGUAGGAGCCUGGGUGAGUUUCUCCAUUAUGACCCAGUGUGUUCCAGUUGCUCUGUUCACGCUUGUUGGCUUCAUUCAGAUGACCAUCUGGGCUAAAGGAAAGCACAAAACCUACAUAAGAGAGUUUAAAGACUAUCCACACCUGAGAAUGCCUAUUCUCCCCUUCAUUCUCUGA
Chanos chanos (milkfish) is the source of this 936-nucleotide messenger RNA. It is a transcript of the gene tecrl2a, whose product is annotated as trans-2,3-enoyl-CoA reductase-like 2a. The transcript is spliced from 13 exons. Gene Ontology annotation, biological process: very long-chain fatty acid biosynthetic process. The record is from RefSeq and is a predicted model, not a curated record. Gene Ontology annotation, molecular function: oxidoreductase activity, acting on the CH-CH group of donors. The coding region runs from base 1 to 936 and encodes 311 amino acids. Lineage: Eukaryota; Metazoa; Chordata; Actinopteri; Gonorynchiformes; Chanidae.